AUGAUUGAACAAUUUAAAAGUUUCUUGAUUGUUAAUGAUAAUCAGGAUGACUUUCACUCUGUCAGAUUGAUCAUCAUCAUCAUCAUCAUCAUUAUCAUCAUUAGGAUAAGAAUCUGAAUAGAUUAACUAAUCUUAAUUGAGCAAUUUUCGUUGAUCAAUGUUAAUGCUUUUGGGUUAACAGUAUUUUUUUUAGACUGAUUAAUAUCCGAAUCAAAUCAGUUAUUUAAUCAAAAGUAAAUUUAAUUUCUCGCAAUUAACUGUAGUCUAAAUAUUCACUUGUAAUUAAACUGACUGUCAUUUCAUUUGAAGACAUAUGAAGAGUUUGUUAAUUGUGAUCACAAUUAAGAUGCUAACAGUUGAUUGUUGAGUUUGACUCAUUUCCUCAUUUGUUGAUUUCUCGUUAGAUUGAUAAUAAUUAUCCAAAUGUAAUAGGAACUUGUUGAUAAGUUUUCCAGAUAAAUAUUCAAUUGGUUUGUUAAUCAUAUCACCAGAGCUAAAUUGUGAUUAAGUCAAUGUAGAUAAUACAUAUUUAAACAAUUAACUAAUCAGCUCAUACAAUCAAAAAGUGACUAUCAAGUGAUUCUGUCUACUGAAAAUAUUUAUCAAUUUUCAUCGUAAAUAUUUACCAAAGAUAAUCAAUCAAUAGCUCAUUUAAUUAUGAUCAUCAUCAUCAUAGUGAGAACUGAAUCAAGUAAAUUAGUUUAAUACAAUUUAAGUUUUGAUAUGAAAAAAAACCCAAAUGAUAAACCCAUAGGUACAUUGUAGUUGAACCCAAACCAGGACUGCGAUUGUGAAGCUUGGGUGACAAUUAAAAGAUAAUGAUAUUAGUUUGAUUUAAAUCAAUUGUCAACAGUAAUUAACUUUCUCACCAGGCAACAAGUUUCAACGACAAUUAAUGACAAACCUAAACAAUUAAGGUAAAUAAACAAUUGAUAGGAAAAGAUGAAAAAAAAAAUAGACACAAAUUAGAUGUGUAAACAUGAAUAGACAUUGAUGAUCAACCCAAAUGAGAUGAACAAUCAACUGAUUGUAAAUGAAACACGAAAUUUGAAAGAGUUAACUUAAUUAGAGCAAUAAUUUGAUUAGAAAAGUGAGAAAAUUUGGAAAUUACAGAGAAAAUGGAAAUAAUUUUGUUCUUUUAACCAGAAAACCCAAUCUUGUCCUCGAUCAGCUGAUGACCAGUUACCAGAAAAUGGAAACAACAAUUUUCCCUCUUAAAAAGUUGGUUCCUUUUUCCAAGUUUCUUUUUCUCUGAGUUUUCCUCUUUUCUGUCUAAUUAGUUGAUUGUUUAGUAAAUUGUAUAGAUAAAUUUUGCUGUUCUCUUGUGCUAAUUGUUGUUUAUAUCCACGGUGAAUAAUUGAUAAUUAUAACAGGAAAUUCGGGAAAGAAAAAGGAACCACAAAAAAUACGCCAACAGAAAAUGUUGUAACAUGGGAACAGGAAAAUGUUUCCUUGGAAAACGGAUGAAAAAAGUCAAAGUAGUAUCUUCUUUAAUCAUCAAACCGGAAGGAUGAAGGAUGAACAGAUCUGUGGAAAAUUCAAUUUCACCUAUGGAUUAACACCGAUCACUUUUACUAUCAAAUUUAAUCUUCGCCAUUAUAGUGAACUGGUUUUCUUUUUGCCUUUAAACCACCAAUCCAAGUGGAUAAGCCGAAAGUGUCUCUUGAUCCUUUUAUUGGGUUAACUUGUUUAUCUUCAACUUCCUCCAUCUUUCUCUCUCUCUCUGUGUCCAUCUCUCCAUUGACCACCAUUCAAUAGUGACCAUUAACCAAUAUUUACCUGUUCAUUUUUCGUUAUUUUUUAUUAAUUUUCUUCCCUUGUCCAAUGUAUUGAACUUUCCAUUAACAUCAAUGGGUAACAUUGUUUUCUCACUGGUUUCAUUCACUAUUUACUUAAUUGUUAUCCCUUUAAUUAGUAAAGAGGUCAUUACGAGUGAUGUUGUUUUUCCUAACGAUAAAGUUCAGGACGAACUUGAUCCACAUCGAUCUGAACGAUCAUUAGGAAUCCUUAGGAAAUACAUUAAAGGAAUUGUAAGAAUAGGUGAAGGUUUACCAGAACCUGGACCAGGUAAUUCGGGUCUGACCAUUCGUAUACCAACAUCAUUAGGACAAAUAUUUAAACCCGAUAGGCGAACUGGUGAAUAUGAGGAAUCUAAUAUACGGCCACCUUACAGGCCACAACCUCAUCCAACCGAAGAGAUUAGGCCAUCUUAUAGACCACCGGAUGUAAAUAAUGGAGGCUACAGACCGUCCACACCAAGGAUUCCUUAUCAACCUGUAGUGAAUCCUGGUGAUCAUGGUGAAGUUGGAGGUGGUUAUGGAUCUCAUGGGAAUAUAAUUUACUUUACAACGGAAUCUUCAUAUCAUACAACUGAUUAUCAUGGUGGAUCAGUAACGGGAAUACCUUAUGAGCCUGAUCAUCAUGUUUAUCCAACCACUCGACGACCUAAUCACGGUGGUGGUGGUCAAAGGCUAACAACAUAUCGACCACCGCAUAAUGUAAUUACAACCAGAAAACCUUCACAUAACAAUAAUAAUAAUAAUAAUGGUGGAAACUCUGGACUAGGGGAGGGUAAUGAGUGUGGUGUCCGUCGGAGUGACAUUAAAGAUCGGAUAAUCGGAGGUCGGGAAAGCGAAUCAAGUGAAUUCCCUUGGCAAGUAGCAUUGAAGGAUCGAUCUCAGGGCGUUUUCUGUGGUGGGGCAGUGAUUAAUAAACGAUGGAUCAUAACAGCAGCUCAUUGUGUUGUCAAACUUCGUGAUCUGAAUUCAAUUCGAGGAUUGGUUGGUUCUAAUCGUUUAGACGAACCCUCAGUAAAUGAGAUUCAAUUCACUAAGAUGGUAACUCAUCGAAGUUAUCGAUCGGACACUUUCGAGAAUGAUAUUGCUCUAUUACAAUCUAAAUCGGAUUUACCUUUAUUCCCGUCGACUGCAACAAUUAACACUAUUUGUUUACCCAAAGACAAAGAUACCAAUUUCUCUGGCAAGGGAACGAUAGCUGGGUGGGGUAGAACCUCUGAGGGUGGAUUCGAUACCUCGGAGACUUUAUUAGCUGCUGAUGUUGACCUGAUGGACGAUUCCAUGUGUAAGGAAUAUUAUGCCGAUAAAUUUAAAGAGGGUAAACAACUUUGCGCGGGAAUUGUCGAGGGAGGUAAAGAUUCGUGUCAGGGUGAUUCAGGUGGACCUUUGAUCAAGGAAGUCGGAAAUAAAUCUUACCUGGUGGGAAUCGUUUCUUAUGGACGAGGUUGUGGUCGCCGCCGGUCACCAGGAGUCUAUACGAAAGUUUCACAUUAUGUUCAUUGGAUUCGAGCUCAGAUUUAAUCUCUCACUCUCACUCUAACUCUCAUCCCAUCAUCACCAUCAUUAUCACCCUGAUCAUCAUGAUUAUUAGAAACAAUUAUCUAGUUAAUUUUAGUAUUUUUGCUUUUCUCCAAUCAAAAUAUUAAUAAUAGUUAAUUACAAAAUUGAUUGUAUAAAACAAAAAGGUACAAAAACCAAUUAAAUUGAAUACAACCACUUUAAAAACUAA
Molecule: messenger RNA, 3525 nt
Organism: Panonychus citri (citrus red mite)
Lineage: Eukaryota; Metazoa; Arthropoda; Arachnida; Trombidiformes; Tetranychidae
Product: transmembrane protease serine 9-like
Exons: 5
Coding region: 1851-3317 (488 amino acids)
Biological process (GO): proteolysis
Molecular function (GO): serine-type endopeptidase activity
Source: RefSeq, a predicted model, not a curated record